CCAGGGCUCUUUCUAAAGCUUUUAUGACCACUUUACUUUUGGGAGUGACCUUGGCAUCCUUUAAUACUUUCUCAUGGGUUCUCAGAAGCUAAGAACUUACUUGUACAUGGUUUUUAUCAUUAGUUGUAGAUAAGUGAAUCUCAAAAUAGGAAGUGAUUUAUUUUCCCUGUUCAUUUUAUGUGGCAGAAAAUUUUAAAGGAGCAGAGGGAUGAGAAGUUUCUACGUAAGCUGUUUGCACAAGCUGGCGCCUUAACCCAGAGUUUUGAGCUUGGUCUUAGACAGAAUGCAGGGCAGUGUGUUCCUGGUAGGAGAGGUGAAGGGCAGGCAGUUGAAAGACUUGGGUUCUCAAUCUAACUGUAUCACAGACCUACUGUGAACCCUGACAGUUAUUUAGCCUUUCUCAGUUUUCAGUUUCUCCAACUUUCAAAUGAGCUUCAUGUUAUCUGUUCUGCUUGCCCACCAGGGUUAUUGUGAGAAUAAAAUAAGGCAAUAGACAUGAAAAAGCUUUGGAAAUUUAAAAAUGGUUACAGAAAUGUGCUGUUUGUUAUAUGUCUGUUACAAGAUUCACUGAUACAGGUCUAUGGAUUAUAAAUGAUUUUGUCCAAGGCUUGAUACUUUGCUGCUGUCUUGCUAGCUGUCUCUACGUAACUCUUUUAUGUAGCAGUGAUUCUAGUCUAGGAUCUAGUUAAUCUUGCUCUUUUUCAGAUUCUCUGAUACCUGUAUUUUUUUUGCUAUUUGACUAUUAGAGUGAACUUUGGUGGUGUUUUUGAGUUAUUUGAAUAGGAUGGAUUUGUUGGAGCAGUGGUUCUCAAAUUUGGGUAUCUGCUGGAGUUGGUGGCUGAAUCCCACCUCCCAGAGAUUCUGAUUUAAUUGGAAUGGGGUGCAGUUUAGUUCUGGGAUUUUUAAAAUCUCCGUAGGUGAAUCUAAUGCACAGCAAAGUUUGAGACCCACUGUUAGACAUAGCCAUGAGCAAAACUGUAUAGCAUUGUGCUGCACGAGGCCAAGGGUAAGUGGCAGACACUUCUUGGCUCAGUGUGAACUUCUCUGGCCCUGCCCUCUUCCCAGGGGCAUAAUACCUGCCCGCUGGCUAUGGGGCAGCUUCCUGCCACUGAAUUUCACUCUUGCCCUGAAAUCUAAAUGCAAUAGCAGAAAGAUGAGAACCCAAAAUGACAGGACAGGGAUUGGGCUCGUAAGAGGAGGGGAAGCUAUUGGAGAUUUCAGGGUUCUUUGGUGAACUCAGAAGUAUCCAUACCCCUUUUAUUUUGACUACAUACUCCUGAUACUAACAUUUCCCAUAAAUUAAAAAUGAAAACUGAAAAUAAUCUAGCAAUAUGUUGCUCAAGAGCCAGAACAAUCUUUUUUUUUUUUUUUUUUUUUUUGGCCAUGCUGUACAGCUUGUGGGAUCGUAGUUCCCCAACCAGGAAUUGAACCUGGGUCCCCAGCAUUGAAAGUUCAGAGUCCUAACCACUGGACUGCUGGGGAAUUCCCUGGAGCAAUCUAUUUGGAGGGCCUUUGGCUGAACCCCGCUGGUCUAUCUGCUCUUUCUUCCUUUCUUUCUUCAUGGCGAACUUUAACCAGGAGCCUCUGUAAAUCAAAUACCCACUCUGGUUUCUGCUUGAAAGUGUUCAACUAUUUAGAACACUUAACCAUCCACUUACCUCCUUCUCCAUUUUUCCAAGGUUUUGAUACACAGUUCAAAAGAAGAAGAACAGGAGUCUGUUAAGUACCCACCUCCUUAAUGUUUUCCCACCAGAGGGUGUCCCUGUGGUGGAGAUGGCGUUGUUCAGCUUUGGUGCAUUUGUGCUCCUUGGCUAUGGGCCUGAGGUUGGCGGGGGCAUAGCUUAUCUCUUCUUGCGGAAACUCUGGGUUGCCCCUCAGCUUGGCACAGGGUCAAGUCUAGCUAAUUAGAGUUGUUUAUAGCAUCUGCUAAUUAUUCCUGGAUACCUUUGCAUAAUGACUUAGCUUAUCUUUUUCUUUUGUAAUAAAUGAGGCUUUGACCUUUCUUGAAAUCCAAGCUUUUUAGAGCCUUUCUGUCAGAGGGGUGAUCUUAAGUUGCAGAUACACGUUAAUUCAGCCACCUCUACUCUGUAGGCUGAGAUCCUUUACUGGGUGGAUGUAGGAUCACAGUGCUCUAAUGCGAAGUUCUCUUGUCUUUUCCAACUUCGGAGUGCUAUCCUGUUUCUGUUGGGAGAUGGUGAAGAUAGUGGGGAGGUUUAGUCACUUUUCAUAUAAAAUAUCAUAUACAGUUGAAUGGCUCAAUCUGUUUAAUUUUACGACACAAACACUUAGCAAGUCUUAGAUCUUGGUUUUGCCCCUUAGCCUUGUGUCACGUGCGUUUGUGUUUUCCGAGUCUGUAGACUGUGGAUGAGGGCCUGAGGGCUUCGCGUUUCAUGCUCCUCAUUGAUUCCAGGGUCUUUUUCACUUUAGCCUUGUUUCCUGAGAGACUGGGAGUUGCAGGUACACUUCAGAAUCCAUGGACAAGGGAAGAAGAACCUGCACGGGGAUGGCUUGGCGAUCUGGUACACGAAGGAUCGGAUGCAGCCAGGCCCAGAAGAGGCGAUAUUCUCCAGGAGUCCAGCGGGUUUUCCCCUACGUCUCAGCCAUGGUGAACAAUGGCUCCCUCCGCUACGAUCACGAGCGUGAUGGGCGGCCUACAGAGCUGGGGGGCUGUACGGCCAUCGUCCGGAAUCUCCAUUAUGACACCUUCCUCGUGAUUCGCUACGUCAAGAGGCAUUUGACGAUAAUGAUGGACAUCGAUGGCAAGCAUGAGUGGAGGGACUGCAUAGAGGUGCCUGGCGUCCGCCUGCCCCGCGGAUACUACUUCGGCACCUCCUCUAUCACUGGGGAUCUCUCGGAUAACCAUGACAUCAUUUCCCUGAAGCUGUUUGAGCUGACGGUGGAGAGAACCCCAGAAGAGGAAAAGCUGCAUCGAGAUGUGUUCCUGCCUUCGGUGGACAACAUGAAGCUGCCCGAGAUGACAGCCCCGCUGCCGCCCCUGAGUGGCCUGGCCCUCUUUCUCAUCGUUUUUUUCUCUUUGGUGUUUUCCGUGUUUGCCAUCGUCAUUGGGAUCAUACUCUACAACAAAUGGCAGGAUCAGAGUCGAAAGCGCUUCUACUGAGCCAUCCUGCAACCACGACCUCUGUGACUCACUCAGGAGUUGUGGGAGGAGCAGGCACUGGCCUGAGCACACAGCGAGCCGGGUCUCCUCUCAUCUCCAGCAGCUGGUCAGGGACUCGGUUCUGUCACUGGAGCUUUGAGUGCAGGGACGCUGUGUUCCCAUGGUCACCCAUGAGGACGUCUAACUCUGGAUCAGGAAGCCCACCCCCCGGGGCAAUGCCACUGUGAUGUGCCUUUCCCUGCAGUCCUGCCACUUGGGAGCGAAGAGGGAUGGAGAGAACAGAGGCUGUCAUGAUGCCAAAACCACCAGAAAGAGUUUCAUAGCCCAGGCUGCCUUGUUGUUGGGCUCAGAGGACCCUUGUACUUCAUUCUUGAACCCGCAAAGACUAGAAAACUGAUAACUCUUCAUACCUUCCAGCCAUCCAUCCACUGGUUUUUGCUUUUUGUCUAAGCCUCUGUCUACCUGAGCAGCUUUCCUUGGAAAUCUGGUUGGAAACUUAUUCCCUGCCUCGCCUUCCUCCCUCCAUUCAUUGUCCUCUGCAGAUGCAACCUGAGCUGGAAAAGACAUCUGGCUGCCUCUCAGCUGGGGCCUGGGGCUGCAGAACAAACUUGGGUUUUACUGACCCUCGUUAGGUGGCUGUAGGGAGGGGGCAUUCUGCUGGGGCUCGCUGCUCUAGCCUUUGUUCUUGUGGGUGGUUAUUGGUUCUGUUGGUGUGUUCGUGACCCUCCCAGUUAGGUCCCUUUAGGUCCUCAGUGAGAUUUGGCUGAAAGCUGGUGUGCAAGUCACGAGGAGCUUGGGAGACAUCACGGGUGCAGUGGGACUAACCGUGAAAUUGACUGCUCCACGUUUUGACACCAAAAGCAAUAUCUGCCACAGGAUCUGACCAUGUGGAGAUGUUUCUGGACUCUCUGGAGCCUGCUUAGCUGCAUGUUUUGUGUUCAUAAUUUUUGGAAUCUUAUUUAGAGUGUUCAAAAUGUAAGGAAAGUUUCUUCUUAUAGCCUCAGCUUGGAUGCUCCCCAGAGAUGAAAUAUGGCUUCUCUUUCUUAAGGAAUAAGAAACGGUUGUUGUAAAUGUGGAAGCGAUAGACCCCUGUCACCUGUGCCUGGAAGAGCUGUUUGAGCAGCAGAGCCUGAGCGUCCUCUGUGGGGCAGCCCUGAUUCCAUUGCCUUAUCUGACGAGGGGUCACGUGCUGCUCACCUGUCUGUCCUGUGAUUCCAUUGCUCGCAGGCCAGAGUCUCCCUGGAGGGCCUGAACGCUGAGCUCUCGUAGCCCUGUGCUUCUGUAGCUUGACAGAAAGUCUUAACAUGGCUGAUGGAAACCAAA
Molecule: messenger RNA, 4441 nt
Organism: Hippopotamus amphibius kiboko
Lineage: Eukaryota; Metazoa; Chordata; Mammalia; Artiodactyla; Hippopotamidae
Gene: LMAN2L
Product: lectin, mannose binding 2 like
Exons: 6
Coding region: 2474-3118 (214 amino acids)
Biological process (GO): Golgi organization; endoplasmic reticulum to Golgi vesicle-mediated transport; endoplasmic reticulum organization
Cellular component (GO): Golgi membrane; endoplasmic reticulum membrane; endoplasmic reticulum-Golgi intermediate compartment
Molecular function (GO): D-mannose binding
Source: RefSeq, a predicted model, not a curated record